This is a messenger RNA of Penicillium roqueforti, 858 nucleotides long. Its product is annotated as bZIP transcription factor. Gene Ontology annotation, biological process: regulation of DNA-templated transcription. Bases 1 to 858 code for a protein of 285 amino acids. Gene Ontology annotation, molecular function: DNA-binding transcription factor activity. The transcript is spliced from 3 exons. Lineage: Eukaryota; Fungi; Ascomycota; Eurotiomycetes; Eurotiales; Aspergillaceae. The record is from RefSeq and is a predicted model, not a curated record.
AUGAAUCGCUCUCCAUCGUACGAUGGCCGUUCAGGCUCUCGUGGUAGUCACCUCAACAGCAGCGCAUUCAGUCCUAACGCCAACCCAAACGAGGACUGGACCAAGAUCUCGGAUCUCGCAGAGCGUCGGCGCAUCCAAAACCGUAUUGCGCAACGCAACUAUCGCAAGAAACUGAAGCGCCGCUUGGAGGAUCUCGAGAGACGAGCUGCAACUUCUGCUUCGCCCGAGCAAUCCCACGCAGAGCCGGUCUCUCCUCCGUCGCCAAAGACUCGAACAAAGCCGCGCUCCAAAGUCACAGAUGUCAAGCCCCACUCGCAAUCAGACCGAGCUGCCUCGUACGACUACUAUUCCCCCGAGGACCGCCAAACCAUGUUCGCCCAGCAGUGCACUCGCCAGCUUUCGGCCUCACCCCCACCGGUCUUCUCCUACCCAUCUAUGGCAUCGUAUGACACCUACCGGCCGUCCUACGCCCAGCCUCCGAUCUACCACGCGGCGCCGAGCACCUACAGCGAAAUCGCCUACCAGGCCGAAUAUGGCGAGCAGCUCCCCUCGCUGGUGCCGAUGCUGCCCUCGAUGCAAGCCCGCAAACUGGCCUACGACGACGACCUGAUCAGUCCGUUCAGCAUGAGCUACGCAACCAUGGCCGGGAUCGACCUGUGCCAACAGCAAGCCCAAGCGCAGGCCCAUUCUCAACACCAGUCUUCGGCGCUCCCGAUGCCAGCGCUUGCAUACUACGACCAACGAGCACCGUCGACGUCACCGGAGACAUCUAUUUUCACAUUCCCGCUCACACCGGAAUCAGGCCCCUGCUCGCCGCGCUCCAUGCAUGGCCUGUAUGAGUACGAUCUACGGCCGUAA